GCUGAGCGGAGCUUCUCCGUUUCUCGGGGAAACCAAACAGGACACGCUGGCGAACAUUUCAGCCAUAAAUUAUGAGUUCGACGAGGAGUUUUUCGGUCACACCAGCAAGCUCGCCAAGAAGUUCAUCAGCCAGCUGCUGGAGAAGGAUAAGACGAAAAGAUUAACAAUUCAAGAUGCUCUUAAUCAUCCAUGGAUCAAGUCCAACGAGCACAAGGAGGAAAAUAAAACCCGGGAGCCGAAGAAACGGGAGCACCGCCAGCUGAAGACCAAGCGUCUGAGGGAGUACACCAUCAAGUCUCACUCCAGCAUGCCGCCCAACAACACCUACGUAAACUUUGAGCGCUUUGCUCAGGUGGUGGAGGACAUUGACCAGAUGGAGAGCUCUUUCGUCAGCCUGGCAGCCGCUCACGACUCCCUGCAGGAAGACAUCGACGCCCUGGUCUCUAUAUACAACGAGAAGGAGGCCUGGUACAAGGAGGAGAGCGAGGACGUGCGCCACGAGCUCUCGCAAAUCCGCUACGAGUUCCGUAAGGUUGAGGCGUUCAAGAGGAGCCUGCAGGACGACAUGCAGGCGUUCAGCUGCAGCCUCGGCGCCGUCAGCAGUCGCUACCAGGAGAGACAGAGCCACUUCGACGCUCUGCGACUGGAGCUCAGCAACGAGCUCAAGUGGGUGCAGGAGGUGAUGGGCUCCUUCCCCACAGACGGAGGAGGUGGAGGCUACACCAACUGCAACUUCUCCACCGUCUUCAACAACGACGUGAACGAAGCGCUGAAGGAGCUGCUGAACCGGUCCUGCGGAGGAGAGCUGCUGUCCGGCAUCAACCUGGACUUUGAGACCGGACAGCAGAGAUAAAAGUUCACAAAAGACAUUAAAAUCACAGCAGUGACUGGUGCAGACGAAGCAGCGACCUCUGCAGCCGAAAAAUGCCAAAGUGCCAAAAUCUGCAGUUCCUCUAACGUCCACUAGAGGCCAGCUCCAAGAACAAGUCCUAAACCCUCCUGUUAAAAUUUCAAACUUUACAGCAGAAAUAAACGUGUUUACAGCCUGUUGCAAAGAAAAAAUAGAAAAAAAAAC
Molecule: messenger RNA, 1075 nt
Organism: Plectropomus leopardus (leopard coralgrouper)
Lineage: Eukaryota; Metazoa; Chordata; Actinopteri; Perciformes; Serranidae
Source: RefSeq, a predicted model, not a curated record